CCUCUAACAGCACUUACCGUGGGCACAUUUCGAAUUCGGAAGCAAGUGGCUCCCUUGUUGAAUUUGACGUCAAAAAGAAUCGGAAGCAUUAAUUUUACUGUCUUGUAAGCCGUUGCAGCAUCAGUUUUAUUCAAAAUGUUCCGUUUACCCGUUUCUCUGGCCCGCACCUCCAUCAGCCGCCAGCUGGCCAUGCGCGGCUAUGCCAAGGAUGUCAAGUUCGGACCCGAGGUGCGCGCCAUGAUGCUCCAGGGCGUGGAUGUUCUGGCCGAUGCCGUGGCCGUCACCAUGGGUCCCAAGGGCCGUAACGUGAUCAUCGAGCAGUCGUGGGGCUCGCCCAAGAUCACCAAGGACGGUGUCACCGUCGCCAAGUCCAUUGAGCUGAAGGACAAGUUCCAGAACAUUGGCGCCAAGCUCGUCCAGGAUGUGGCCAACAAUACCAACGAGGAGGCUGGUGACGGCACCACCACUGCCACCGUACUGGCCCGCGCCAUUGCCAAGGAGGGCUUCGAGAAGAUCUCCAAGGGCGCCAAUCCCGUCGAGAUUCGUCGCGGUGUCAUGCUGGCCGUGGAGACUGUCAAGGACAACCUCAAGACCAUGUCGCGCCCCGUCAAGACGCCCGAGGAGAUCGCCCAGGUGGCCACCAUCUCGGCCAACGGCGACCAGGCCAUCGGCAAGCUGAUCAGCGACGCCAUGAAGAAGGUGGGACGCGACGGCGUCAUCACCGUCAAGGACGGCAAGACCCUCACCGACGAGCUGGAGGUGAUCGAGGGCAUGAAGUUCGAUCGCGGCUACAUCUCGCCCUACUUCAUCAACUCGACCAAGGGCGCCAAGGUCGAGUUCCAGGACGCCCUGCUGCUGCUCUCCGAGAAGAAGAUCUCGUCGGUGCAGAGCAUCAUUCCCGCCCUGGAGCUGGCCAAUGCCCAGCGCAAGCCCCUGGUCAUCAUUGCCGAGGACAUCGAUGGCGAGGCUCUCAGCACACUGGUGGUGAACCGUCUCAAGAUCGGCCUGCAGGUGGCCGCCGUCAAGGCGCCCGGAUUCGGUGACAACCGCAAGAGCACCCUCACCGACAUGGCCAUCGCCUCCGGCGGUAUUGUCUUCGGCGAUGAUGCCGAUUUGGUCAAGCUGGAGGACGUAAAGAUCUCCGACCUGGGCCAGGUGGGCGAAGUGGUGGUCACCAAGGACGACACCCUGCUGCUGAAGGGCAAGGGCAAGAAGGAGGAUGUGUCGCGUCGCGUCGACCAGAUCAAGGAUCAGAUCACCGAGACCACAUCCGAGUACGAAAAGGAGAAGCUGCAGGAGCGUCUUGCCCGCCUGGCCUCCGGUGUUGCCCUGCUGCGCGUCGGUGGCUCCAGCGAGGUGGAGGUCAACGAGAAGAAGGACCGCGUCCACGAUGCCCUGAACGCUACCCGGGCUGCCGUCGAGGAGGGAAUCGUUCCCGGAGGCGGCACUGCUCUGCUGCGCUGCAUCGAGAAGCUGGAUAGCGUCGAGACCCAGAACGAGGACCAGAACCUUGGUGUGGAGAUCGUGCGCCGUGCCCUGCGCAUGCCCUGCAUGACGAUUGCCAAGAACGCCGGUGUCGAUGGCGCCAUGGUGGUGGCCAAGGUGGAGACCCAGCAGGGCGACUACGGCUACGAUGCCCUGAAGGGCGAAUACGGCAACCUGAUCGAGAAGGGCAUCAUCGAUCCCACCAAGGUGGUGCGCACUGCCAUCACCGAUGCCUCUGGUGUCGCCUCUCUGCUGACCACCGCCGAGGCCGUUGUCACCGAGAUCCCCAAGGAGGAUGCUGGUCCGGGACUGGGCGGCAUGGGUGGAAUGGGCGGUAUGGGUGGUAUGGGCGGCAUGGGUGGCAUGAUGUAAGCCACUCCCAAUGACGAUUCUGUUUAAGCCACCAUGUUGACAAGAGCGGCGUGACGGAGAACCAAAACGUACGCAGCUAACCAACCUACCCACAUCCAUCCAACUAGUCGCGGCGAGCCAUCACCAAUAUCUCUUACGUCGGUGCAUCCAGCCAGCCUCCUCCUCCUACCCCCUCCCCCACAUAUACAUUCUAAUCCUUGAUGGAACAUGAUCCUGCUUCGCAUUUAUCCCUCGUUUUUUUGCCUUGGAAGCAGGACGCACUUCACACACACAUCGAACUAAACAGGCACAUCUGGAUGAGCGCUCGCCAAGAUCAGGCUGCGUCCGUCUUCCCCGCAUUCGCGUCCUCCGCUCCAUGGUGCUUUACGUUUUUUUUUAACUAUUCCUUAAUUCUACUUUUUACAUGUUAUAUAUGUAAAGCUACCGUUAGUUGUAAAAUAUAAAAUAAAAAUAAAAGUUACUUUGAGGACUAAA
Molecule: messenger RNA, 2331 nt
Organism: Drosophila bipectinata
Lineage: Eukaryota; Metazoa; Arthropoda; Insecta; Diptera; Drosophilidae
Gene: Hsp60A
Product: Heat shock protein 60A
Biological process (GO): protein import into mitochondrial intermembrane space; apoptotic mitochondrial changes; mitochondrial unfolded protein response
Cellular component (GO): mitochondrial matrix; mitochondrial inner membrane
Molecular function (GO): protein-folding chaperone binding; ATP-dependent protein folding chaperone; ATP binding
Source: RefSeq, a predicted model, not a curated record